AUGGAACGAUUUACCACCUUUGACGGAGAAUGCCCACCCCACGGACCACAAUAUGGUACGGUAAUUGAACAUGUGCUUCCGGAAGACUACCGUUGGCCAAAUGCCACCGUUCCGUACAACUACGAUGGAACAUUCGAUCCAGUUCAGCUAGCGAACAUUCGCGAAGCAAUGGAAACGCUCUCGCAUAGAACUUGCUUGCGGUUCAAGGAACGGACGUUCGAAGACCGAUAUCUCACGAUAACCAACACUCCAGACGAUGGUUGCUGGGCGGACACGGGACGUCAGCAGCAUGGUCCUACGUACGCGAACCUCGCAGCAACGUGUACUAAGCGCUCCGGAACGAUACUUCACGAGUUGCUGCACGUUCUGGGAUUUCCGCAUCAGCAUGCACGUCCCGAUCGCGAUCACCAUGUGUGCGUUUGGUAUGAACACAUCCUACCCCAACCGGCUGCCCUGUACAGCUACGAAAUCGUACGUCCUUGGCCGAAACUGGCGUUUCCUUUGCCGUACGACUUCGAAAGCAUCAUGCACUACACGCCGGAUAUGUACAGCAUCGCAGCUGGCCAACUGUCUACCUUAACUGCGCGACACCCUUGGAACGUUGCUGCGGUGGGACAAAGAGAACAGUUGACGGACUAUGACGUGCUGGGAAUACAGUUUUUGUACUGCGUUUAA
This is a messenger RNA of Anopheles nili, 675 nucleotides long. RefSeq names its product bone morphogenetic protein 1-like. The coding region runs from base 1 to 675 and encodes 224 amino acids. Gene Ontology annotation, molecular function: metalloendopeptidase activity; zinc ion binding. Gene Ontology annotation, biological process: proteolysis. NCBI's taxonomy places the organism in Eukaryota, Metazoa, Arthropoda, Insecta, Diptera, Culicidae. The record is from RefSeq and is a predicted model, not a curated record. The transcript has 4 exons.